UAAUUAUCAACCGCUUGAUAAUUAUUAGAGCGUUCUAUUAAACAAAAAUUAGAGCUGCAGUCGACUAUUUGAUAUUCUGGGGAUAAGACGGUUUACUCAGCGAAGGUCUCCGGUAAAAAUAAAACACACAGAUAUACAUCAAUCAUCAGUAAAGCAGUACUUUUACAAUGGACAAGAGACUAAUGAAUAUCAGCAUUUUAGGCUUAGGUUUCAUGUUUGUGUUUACAUCGUUUUUGACCGUGAGCAAUAUCGAGAAAACAGUAUUGAAAAGUAUCGAAAAAGACGAUCCUUCAUUUACAGGCGACGGGUACACAAGUCUGUGUAUCAUAUAUGGCGUAUUUGCUUUGUGCAACUGGUUAGCACCGGCAAUAAUUGGAUCAAUUGGUAGCCGAAAAUCUAUUUAUUUGGGAUCGAUAUGUUACGUAUUGUUUUUGACGCCGUUCCUAUGGCCGUCCAAUAUUCUGCUGUACACCACGUCUGUGUUGCUAGGUUUCGGCGCGUCAAUUAUUUGGACUGGACAGGGCACUUAUCUGACCAUGAACUCGGACUCGUCGACCAUAUCCAGAAAUUCAGGAAUAUUUUGGGCCAUGUCGAAAAUAAGCAUAUGUAUUGGAAACGUUUUUAUGAUAUUGGUGCUCCGUAACAAGACCGAGCUGAACGAGUCCACCAGAAUGCUGGUGUUCACCGUGUUGGCAGUGGUGUGUGGUUUCGGCACUCUGAUACUGAUGGUCUUGCGUCCGUCCAUGGAUGCUGAUGGCAAGGAAAAUGAAGUGAACUUACAGAAACCAAUUAGCGUGAUUCCGAAACAAGAACUCAGGGAUUCGAUGAGGCUUUUGAUGACCAAUGACAUGCUUUUGCUAAGCACAUUGUUUUUGUACACUGGUCUGCAUGUAUCCCUUUACAGUGGGGUGUACAGUUCGUGCAUCGCGUUCACGAAAUCCAUAGGCACUAACACCAAACAACUGUUGGGCUACACGGGAAUACUAGUCGGAGUCGGAGAAGUUACAGGUGGUUUGCUAUGCAGCGUUUUGGGUAAAAAGUCUGGGAGAUUCAAUUCAAAAUUUAGUGGCCUAAGUCGUUCAACCGUAAUAAUUAUCAGUUUUUUCAUCAACAUCGUAGCGUACGGCUUGAUCUUUGUAAAUCUGCCUAAUGAUUCUCCGUUCGGCGAUACUUACGCCAAAUCGUUUAUCAAACCUAAUCAACACUUGGCUGUAUUUUGCGGUUUUCUCUUGGGCUUAGGAGACAGUGGUUUCACCACACAAAUAUACAAUAUAAUCGGAGUGAAGUACUCGAAUAACAGUGCUUCCGCCACGUCAUUAUUCAUGUUUAUGCAGGCAACGUCAGCAGCCAUUAGUUUCUUUUACAGCAAUCAGUUUGGGAUCUAUAUACAACUAAUCAUAUUGGCAAUAGUAAUGACUAUUGGCACUAUAUCAUUUCUCAUAGUGGACAAAUGUAUUUCCGUUUAAUAGUAUAAGAAUAAUGAUGAUAUUUUUAAUAUGGCCACACGUCAUUGAUAAUAUUCUUAUAAAAUACUUUAUGAUUGCUUGUAUUUUUUAUAACCGAUUAUAUAGGUAUCUACUUUACUAAUAAGAAAGGCUAACAAAUAAUAGGUAGGACAGGUAGGUACUUACAUAAAAUAAUAAAAUACGCCCAAGUCUUAACACAUUCAGUGUAUAAAUGAAAAAAGUUUUUUUUCAACCCGUAAGUCGGUUUGCUGCAUAAUCCCUCCUCCAUUCUUCACGGCCACUGACAAUUUGUUUGAGUGCUCUACAGCUCCCAUCUACCGUAUUAACUGUAUCUUUCUUUAUUUGCCCAAUAAAAAAUGUUACCAAAUUGAAUUUCUAAUUUCAAAUAUUCAAAAAAAAAAACAGUAGGUAAUCAAAAGUCAAAACAAUUAUUUUCUAUUUUCUGUCACUGUUUUCAAACAAAUCGUAAGAAACAAAUUAUAAUAUAUAGCUAAAAGUUAAUCAAAUUAUUUUUACUUACAUGAUACCAGUAUUUACUAAAGAACGUUCUCUUUUUAAUGAAUUGACGUUAUAAACAUAAUACUUUGGCACCAUGGUAACAAAAACAAGUUUAGAAACACAUUAUCUAUAUAAUAUAAUCUUCUUGUUAUAUUAUUUGCUAUUGAUAAAAAAAUGAACCGUUAUGUAUUUAAAUACUGCAAUAAUUAGUAGGUUUAAUAAAUAACUAUAAUUUAUGUUGUAUUAGGGAGUGCACAAUAUAUUUGUGUGGAAAGUGUUUGCCACGCCUUCUCGACAACGUGUGCCUUUAACAACUGUCACCUACGUGUUUGCUAUUAAUUCAGGAACCAGUCAGAUUAAAAAUAUUUUAAGUAUAAUAGGUAUAAUGUUGAAAUCAGAAGUAGUCAUGAUGAUUCCCAGGAAACCCGUUGCAGUUAAUCCAUAUAGCAAACGCUGGCUGGGAGGUGUCCAGCAUUCUAAAUGAUAAACCAAUAUUGAAACUGACCAUAUAUAAUAGUAAUAACUAAUAAUUAAUAUUAUCAAACGUUGUUGUUCCGACAUUUUAAGAAAGAUGGGGGGGGGGGUUACAUACAGGCUCCAGCACACUAGCUCAUUAGCUACUUGUACUCUGGCCACCCCUGCCAAAUAGUGAAAUUCAUGAUAGAUACCUAAUUUAAAAAUUAAAAAGAAUCAGAACAAACAACUAAUUGAAAUCAAAAUUUUAACCCUCUUACGCCAAAAAAUAAUGUUAUUAUGUAAAUCUUAGUUAUUUUGGCUCAAACAUGUAUAAUAAAAUCAACAUAACGGUAAUACAGUUGUUAUAAUUAUAUACAUGUAAAUAUGUAAUAUACAUGAGACAUCUAAAUACAUAAACUAAAUGACCUGAGAAUAAUGUGCAAUCGACACUAAUCAUUUGAUAUAUUAUAGUCGUUAAAUGUUAGGUAUGUAAUAUUUAGUUUAUAGUGGAGUGUCAUAAAUUAAUUUUUUAAUGGAAGUUUGUAAAAUGGAAAUUCGAAUGUUAUGAAAAUAAUACCUAGGUGUCUAUAAUACUAAUUUGUGUGCAUUACUUCUGUAUAAUAUAGCUUAUAGUGUAAUAUAUUAAGUCGUCGAUUA
Messenger RNA from Myzus persicae (green peach aphid), 3077 nucleotides. Its product is annotated as UNC93-like protein MFSD11. The transcript is spliced from 9 exons. Lineage: Eukaryota; Metazoa; Arthropoda; Insecta; Hemiptera; Aphididae. Bases 168 to 1466 code for a protein of 432 amino acids. The record is from RefSeq and is a predicted model, not a curated record.